Molecule: messenger RNA, 1759 nt
Organism: Tarenaya hassleriana
Lineage: Eukaryota; Viridiplantae; Streptophyta; Magnoliopsida; Brassicales; Cleomaceae
Product: transcription factor MYB24
Exons: 2
Coding region: 249-1292 (347 amino acids)
Source: RefSeq, a predicted model, not a curated record
CUCUCUCUCUCUCUCUCUCUCUCUCCUAUCCAAGUACUCGUAUUCAUAUCAUUAAAGCAAUUCCCACAAAGGCAUCAUCACAUUCUCCCCCACAAUUCAUCGGACCCUUUCUUGUUACAGUCUCUAUCUCUAUCGAUUAUCUUUCGAAACAUUGUUGUUUAUGUUCGCUAUACCUCUCUUCUUAUCUCCUCGAACUAAACUCAAAAGGGUCUAAGGAAGGGUUGAUUUAUAAUUUAGUCUCCGCAUUGAUGAUGAUGAUGAGGAAAGCGGAUAUGAUCAUCGAAGACAGCAACACAGCGACCAACAUUAUGAACGGUAAUAAUAACAACAGCAGCAAGGCAAAGUUAAGAAAGGGACUGUGGUCUCCGGAUGAAGACGAGAAGCUGAUAAAGUACAUGUUGACCAACGGACAAGGCUGUUGGACCGACAUUGCUAGGAAUGCUGGUCUCCAACGUUGCGGUAAGAGUUGUCGCCUUCGUUGGAUCAAUUACUUGCGUCCUGACCUCAAACGCGGCGGCUUCUCUCCCCAAGAAGAGGAUCUCAUCCUCCAUUUGCAUUCCAUUCUUGGCAAUAGGUGGUCUCAGAUAGCUGCUCGGCUUCCCGGUAGGACCGACAAUGAGAUCAAGAACUUUUGGAAUUCAACAUUGAAGAAGAGACUGAAGAACAAUAACAGCACGUUGUCCUCGUCAUCAUCAAUAUCAUCAUCACCUAACAACAGCAAUAGUAAUUCGAUGGAGCCAAGAGAUCAACAACUAGACAUUGGAUAUGGGUUAACUCAAACGAAUGGUCAUCGUGAUGACAUGAUGAUGGGCAUGCCCAUGUCCAUGGACUCUUCUUCUUCUUCAUCGCUUUCCUGCAACUUCCAACCAAUGGUUAGCAACCAGUUUGAUCCCUUGAUGAUCUCCAUGAUGGAUAACCAGGUGGGAAAUACAGGAGACAUGUUCAACGUUAAUGGCUUAAGCGAUUGCAUUCAAGUUCCAUCGGGUGAUUAUGGUAAUUCAAUUCCAGAUUCAACCAGUAAGAGCGGAUCAGUUGAAGGCGAAUUCUCUGUUCUUCCUCCGUCAGAGGAUAGAAGCAGCAUCAACGAUACAAAUAUUGUUGCUUGCAGCACAAGCAACAACGGAUAUAUGGACAUAGAUACUUGCUUUUGUAGCAGAACCGAGGGCCAUUCAGACAGCGUCGAGAUGGGUAACAUGUUGAGGAUGGAGAACCCUAAAAUCGGAGAUUGGGAUUUUGAUUGUCUCAUGGAAAACAUCUCAUCUUUCCCUUUCCUUGAUUUCCAUGUUGAAUAAUAGCAUACCCCAAAUCUCUCUCUCUCUCUCUCUCUCUCUCUCUCUCUCUGGUUCAAGUGUUUAUUCUUCCCUUAUCACUUCAUUGGAUCUUAUUUUCCUCUUAAUUUUCCAUUCUUUGCUACGUUUUCUUUUUGGUAAAGCUCUUCUUUUUCUCUUGAUUAAUUUUGUCUAUUUUCAAUUAUCCUUCAUUUUCCCGGUUAUAUAUAUAUGUAUAUGUGUGUGUGUGUGUGUGUGUAUCAACAAACAUACAUACAUAUGUACAAGCUCAUAUGCAAAAUUUACUUUGUAGUGCAUGCACCAUUGCAUGGUUCGUGUAGUUUGCAAAAGAAAUGUGAAUAGGAAGAUGCGUAUAUAAAGAUAUUAUUUUCCAUAUGAAAGAAAAUAAUGGGCCACCUACUGAUGAGUUGAUUAGUUGGUGAAUUUGUAUGCCCUUUUUUUCUUCAUGCAUGUACAAAUCUCAAAGUCGG